Messenger RNA from Indicator indicator, 1528 nucleotides. It is a transcript of the gene DMTN, whose product is annotated as dematin actin binding protein. The record is from RefSeq and is a predicted model, not a curated record. Bases 339 to 1484 code for a protein of 381 amino acids. Gene Ontology annotation, cellular component: plasma membrane; actin cytoskeleton. Gene Ontology annotation, biological process: cytoskeleton organization; actin filament bundle assembly; lamellipodium assembly. The transcript has 18 exons. Lineage: Eukaryota; Metazoa; Chordata; Aves; Piciformes; Indicatoridae. Gene Ontology annotation, molecular function: actin filament binding.
AAAAAAAAAAACAACCCCAAACCCCCCAGCGGAGGAGGCCGAAGGGGUCAUCGGCGUCAUUCUUCUCCUCCUAAUCAUCCUCCUCCUCCUCCUCCUCCACCCAGCAGCGUCCCCGCGGCUGGAGGAGGGAUGAAGUGUCCCCAUCUUUAGCCCUCGUCAGCAGCCACCAGGCAAGCAGGGACAGCAGGAGGACGAGGCUGGAGGUCCAUGAGGGAGGUGGUGAGGAGGUGUUGAGGAGCAGCACCAGAGCCCCAGCCUGGCAUCAGCACCCAGAGGGAUGUGGAGCCACAGAGGCAGUGGACCCUGUGACUGACACAACCCCUCCAGCCUACAGCUGAAUGGAAAGGCUGCAGAAGCAACCCCUGACCUCCCCUGGGAGUGUCUCCUCCUCUCGUGGCUCCAGCGUCCCUGGGUCGCCCUCCAGCAUCGUGGCCAAAAUGGACAACGAGGUUCUGGGCUACAAGGACCUGGCUGCCAUCCCCAAGGAUAAAGCCAUCCUGGACAUUGAGAGGCCUGACCUGAUGAUCUAUGAGCCCCACUUCACCUACUCCCUCAUGGAGCACGUGGAGCUGCCCCGCAGCAGAGAGAGGUCCCUGUCUCCCAAAUCCAUCUCUCCUCCUCCAUCGCCAGAGGUCAUCCGUGAGUGGCUGGAGAGCAGGACCCCCAGCAGCGCCCCCCAGGCCCCCUCCCGCCAGGGCAGCAGCUCCACCCGCAGCAGCGUGCAGCACUUCCACCGACCUGAGACCGACACGACGGAGCUCAACAUCUACAAGAAGCCUCCGAUCUACAGGCAACGGCAUGGGGUCGGGGGGGCACCCAAAGGUGCUCAUCUCAUCGAGGAUCUGAUCAUCGAAUCCUCCAAGUUCCCUGCAGCUCAGCCCCCCGACCCCAACCAGCCUGCCAAGAUCGAGACCGACUACUGGCCCUGCCCCCCGUCCCUGGCUGUCGUGGAGACAGAGUGGAGGAGGCGAAUGGCCUCCAAGCGAGGAGAGGAGGAGGAGGAGGACCUGACGGAGGAGAUGAAGAACCUGCGAGAGCUCCAGAGGCAGGAGCUGAGCAAGGUCACCUCCAACCUGGGGAAGCUGAUCCUGAAGGAGGAGAUGGAGAAAUCCCUUCCCAUCCGGAGGAAAACUCGCUCCCUGCCCGACCGGACCCCCUUCCACUCCUCCCUGCACUCCAGCAGCUCCAAGAGCUCCUCGCUGCCCGCCUCUGGCAGAAGCACCCUCACCCGGCUGCAGUCGGCAGAGUUCAACUCAGCAGGCAGUGAGAAGAGCAGCCCAGGCCUGCAGAUCUACCCCUACGAGAUGCUGAUGGUGACCAACCGAGGCCGAGUCAAGCUCCCUCCUGGUGUGGACAGGACCAGACUGGAGAGGCAUCUCUCCCCCGAGGAUUUCCUGCGGGUCUUCGAGAUGCCCCCCGAGGAGUUCAGCAAGUUGGCUCUCUGGAAGCGCAACGAGCUGAAGAAGAAAGCCUUCCUCUUCUGACUCCUCCUCAGCCCCCAGCCCAGCCCUCGUCACGCCGUCUAAAC